AUGUCUUUUUUAAUUUCAUUUCUCUCUGAUCCUACAUUAGUUUGUCUGCUCUGCGCAGCAGUAUUAUUAGCUGUAGCCUACUUUUCAACUGGCUAUAAAAAUUCAGCUUUUAAAUUACCUCCUGGUCCAACUCCUCUUCCGAUCAUUGGUAACCUGCACUUGGUGGAUCUUAGAAGGCAAGAUAAAUCACUAAUGAAGCUUGCAGAAAAAUACGGCCCCAUCUUCACCCUCCACUUUGGGUUCCAGAAAGUUGUGGUCCUGACCGGGUACGAAGUUGUGCGAGAGGCGCUUGUGAACUACACAGAGGAGUUUGUAGACAGACCAUCCAUCCCAAUAUUUGACCAAAUUCAGAACAGAAACGGUCUGUUCUUCUCCAUCGGGGAGCUGUGGAGGACCACGCGCAGAUUCACCGUGUCCAGCAUGCGCAACCUCGGCAUGGGGAAACAAAUGAUAGAAGGCAGAAUCUUUGAGGAGCUCCACUUCCUCAUCGAGAUGAUCAAAUCCUUCAAAGGGGAACCUUUCAGCCUGCCGUCCUUCAACUGCGCUCCCAUCAACGUCACCUUCGUCAUGCUCUUUGGGGACAGGUUUGACUACAAGGACCCAACGUUUCUGACUCUCUUAAGACUCAUAGAUGAAAUUAUGAUUCUUCUGGGAUCCCCAAAUUUAAACUAUUUCAAUUUCUACCCGUUCCUUGGAUUUCUUUUCAAAACCCACAAGAUUAUGCUCAAGAAAAUCGAAGAUGUGCGUGCCAUUUUAAGGCAGUACAUGAAGGCGAGCAGGGAGGAUAUCAAUGAGAACAGUGUGAGGAGCUACAUUGAUGCACUGAUAUUCAAGCAACAAGAGGAGAAGAACAAGAAAGACAGCCUCUUCCAUGAUGACAACUUAAUGGCAUCCAUACUUGACCUGGUCAUGGCUGGAACAGAGACCAUUGCCACCACACUCCAGUGGUCCAUCCUGCUCAUGAUGAAAUACCCAGAGAUUCAAAAAAAGGUCCAGGAGGAGAUUGGGAGAACGGUCCAAGCUGGGAGCUGGGCCACGUACGAGGACAGGAAGAACAUGCCCUACACCAACGCGGUUCUGCACGAGGUGCAGAGGUUCAUCACCCUCCUGCCACACGUGCCCCGCUGCACUGCUGUUGACACCCACUUCAGGGGCUACUUCCUUCCCAAGGGUAUAAUUGUAAUCCCAUCCCUUACCUCAGUGCUGCUGGAUAAGACACAAUGGGAGACACCACAUCAGUUCAACCCCAACCACUUUCUCGAUGCUGAAGGGAACUUUGUAAAGAAAGGAGCUUUCCUGCCUUUCUCCACAGGGCGACGGAACUGCAUCGGAGAAAGCCUGGCCAAGAUGGAGCUGUUUGUCUUCUUUGUAGGGCUGCUCCAAACAUUCACUUUCCGACCCCAGCCGGGCGUUUCAGAGUCUGACUUGGACCUCACCGUCCCCCAAACGACUUUCACUUUAAGGCCUCAGCCUCAGUCAACCUGUGCUGUCCUGCGGGAAUGACCACGGCCUUGUCCCAGAGCUUUGGGGUCCAAGACCCCAACUUUGCUCAAACUCGCCAUCCCCCCACCCUGCCACAGCACCACAUCCCUUCCCACUGUCUCCAUCCACCCCCUCCACUGCUCCAUCCCCCCCAAGGGCUGCUCUUCGCUCCUGUGCUCUGGGGCAGAUGCAAACCCAAGCCAUGGUGCUGGCCAUCACACCCCACUUCUCAAGACGUGCGUGGAGCUGGUGAAGGGACCAAGCCACUGCUCUGGUGGAAGGCAUGCAGCCCAUGAGCAGCACCCAGGCUCCCAAGGUUCACCAUGUCACAGAAAUCUGCCUGGAUCCUGAGGAAGCACAACCCACGGUUUGCUGGAAGCUGCAGAGACACACCGUGGGUCACAGGCUUGAGCCAUCCACUGACACCUCCUGGGCUUUUCCAUAGCUGGCAGCAAAAUCCUACCAGGAUUUCACUUGUUUGGCAGCCAAGCCAAACACCUGCAGUGAAAAAAGUGAUCGGUUCAUGUGAUUUGAGGACUAAGUCAUUUCUGCCUUGGAACAGUGUCCUGGAAGAUGCCCCAGAGGCUGCAAACCUGUUCAGAGAAACAAGUGCUGCAACCAAGCUCAACACUGCUCCCCAGUCGGAGCAAAACAGGAGCUGCAUUUCUAAGUUUGCAAUUUAAAUCAUGAGGCCACAUGAGAUUUGCACCAGCCUCCGGUCAUAAAGGGCUAAUGACACAAAAAUAAACUACACCCACUGCUAGUUUUA
Molecule: messenger RNA, 2251 nt
Organism: Vidua macroura (Pin-tailed whydah)
Lineage: Eukaryota; Metazoa; Chordata; Aves; Passeriformes; Viduidae
Product: cytochrome P450 2W1-like
Exons: 9
Coding region: 1-1503 (500 amino acids)
Biological process (GO): xenobiotic metabolic process
Cellular component (GO): cytoplasm; intracellular membrane-bounded organelle
Molecular function (GO): iron ion binding; oxidoreductase activity, acting on paired donors, with incorporation or reduction of molecular oxygen, reduced flavin or flavoprotein as one donor, and incorporation of one atom of oxygen; heme binding
Source: RefSeq, a predicted model, not a curated record